Messenger RNA from Protopolystoma xenopodis, 306 nucleotides. The record is from the annotation of a GenBank genome assembly. NCBI's taxonomy places the organism in Eukaryota, Metazoa, Platyhelminthes, Monogenea, Polystomatidea, Polystomatidae.
AUGCACCUCAGCCACCAGCUACCACCCACCGAAUUCGUUUCUGGUAGUGGCUCAAAGUCAUCGCCUCAAGAAUCUCGCGAAAUCUGUUUAACUCGAGCUUUGGAUGCUUUUCGUCGGUGCCAACAACUCUGGGAGAUUCGACACCGUCUUCUCGGUCCAGCCACGGACCAAAACGCUGAUGUAAACAAGGGAGACUCGAACCAAGCUGAUCAACUGGACACGGAAGAGCCAGAUUCAGUUACAUGCUCGCGUGAAAUGGCACAACUUUUGCCGGCAAAAUUGCAACAUAUGAAGAAUGCUUCCUAA